CAUCCAUUUUUCACUUUGCUUUCCAUCUUAUCGGCAUUCUACACAAUCCCAUAAUCUUCUAAGCCAAACACACCUUCACAAUGGCAUCUCGCAAGGAAAUCAUCAACAAGAUCUACAAGAUCAUCCCUCCCAUGCUCGAGAGCUUCCACAAGGGACAGCUCGGACGUGUGGCCGUUAUUGGCGGUAGUGAGGAUUACACUGGUGCCCCUUACUUCUCCGGUAUGGCUUCUGCAAAGCUCGGUGCCGACAUGUCCCACGUCAUUUGCGAGCCUGGCGCCGGCCAGGUCAUCAAGACAUACUCCCCCAAUCUGAUGGUUCACCCCUACAUGCGCCAGAGCAAGAACAUGAAGGAGGGCGAGAACAUUGACAACAUCUCCAAGACCGUCACCGAUAUGCUGUCUCGUCUUCACGUCGUUGUCAUCGGUCCCGGUCUUGGUCGCGAUGAGGCUAUGCAAGAGACUUGUGCCCGUGUCAUCCAGGAGGCUCGCAAGCAGGGUAUUCCUUUCAUCGUCGACGCCGACGGUCUCUUCAUCAUCCAGAACAGACCCGAGUUGGUCCAGGGCUGCACCGAGUGUAUCCUCACACCCAACAUCGUCGAGUUUGGUCGUUUGGCAAAGGCACAGGGCAUCGACGCCGACGGUGACCCUUCAAAGCUGUGCGAGGAGCUGGCCAAGAAGUUCGGUGGUCCUACCAUCAUCCAGAAGGGUGCUAAGGACUACAUCUCCAACGGCAAGCACACCUUCGUCAACGACAAUGAGGGUGGUCUUAAGCGCUCAGGAGGUCAGGGCGAUACCCUUACCGGCUCUCUCGCUACUCUUCUCGCUUACAGAAAGGCCUACCACGACAGAAUCUGGGACCACGAGAACGAUCUUUCCGAGUCAGAGACCCUUGCUCUCGUCGCUUUCGGUGGCAGUGCCAUCACCAGAGAGUGCUCGCGUCUCGCAUAUAAGGAGAAGGGUCGUUCGCUGCAGGCCGCUGACUUGACCGAGCACGUCCACACUGCUUUCCUCAACACCAUUGGCGAGAAGACUAAGAUCUAAACGUCUCGCCUCUAAUGACUUUGACGGCUUUUUUUUUUUGAACAAAAAGAACUUUACCCUUUAU
This is a messenger RNA of Aureobasidium pullulans EXF-150, 1104 nucleotides long. RefSeq names its product H-hydrate dehydratase. Gene Ontology annotation, biological process: metabolite repair. The transcript has 2 exons. The coding region runs from base 81 to 1040 and encodes 319 amino acids. Gene Ontology annotation, molecular function: ATP-dependent NAD(P)H-hydrate dehydratase activity. The record is from RefSeq and is a predicted model, not a curated record. NCBI's taxonomy places the organism in Eukaryota, Fungi, Ascomycota, Dothideomycetes, Dothideales, Saccotheciaceae.